GCGGCCGCAGCGCGAGAGCAGAGUACGAACUGCUGCUGCCGGAGUCAUGGCAGGACAGGCAUUUAGAAAGUUUCUCCCCCUCUUUGACCGAGUAUUAGUUGAAAGGAGUGCUGCAGAAACUGUAACCAAGGGAGGCAUUAUGCUUCCAGAAAAAUCUCAAGGAAAAGUAUUACAAGCAACAGUAGUAGCUGUUGGAUCCGGCUCUAAAGGAAAGGGCGGAGAGAUUCAACCAGUUAGCGUGAAAGUUGGAGAUAAAGUUCUCCUUCCAGAAUAUGGAGGCACCAAAGUAGUUAUAGAUGACAAGGAUUAUUUCUUGUUUAGAGAUGGUGACAUUCUUGGAAAGUAUGUAGACUGAAAUAAAUCACUACUGACAUGGCAUCACGUGAAGCUGCCCACUCCACUGAAGUUCUGAAAUCUCAUCAUGUAAAUAAUUUCCAUGUCUCU
Molecule: messenger RNA, 444 nt
Organism: Rhinolophus ferrumequinum (greater horseshoe bat)
Lineage: Eukaryota; Metazoa; Chordata; Mammalia; Chiroptera; Rhinolophidae
Product: 10 kDa heat shock protein, mitochondrial
Exons: 1
Coding region: 47-355 (102 amino acids)
Cellular component (GO): mitochondrial matrix
Molecular function (GO): protein-folding chaperone binding; ATP binding; metal ion binding
Source: RefSeq, a predicted model, not a curated record